GAAGUUAAUUUAAAUGAAGCUAAUUUAAAUGACGUAUAUGAUAAUGAAUGUAAAGCACUUGAUGUAAGACCUUUAAAUGAAUAUGAACCAUCUAACAAACUUCAGCAAGGCGUAAGAUGCGUAGACGAUCAUAGUUUUCGAUGCUUCUCAGUAACACAGAAAAGGAUAUUCAACUCCGUAGUUUCCGAGUCAAGGCACGUCAUCUCUGAUUUAUGUGAAGAAGGAAACCUGCAAGAAGAUUAUCUGAAAUAUGCACCUUGCAUGAAAAAUGUAUCAACAGAUGAGAGAAAGUGUGCGAAUCAAUACAGAAGGCUAAUUAACAACCACAGAGAGGAAACUGGGGACCAAGAAAUUAACGUAAACGAUAAGCUAAAGAAGCACUGCUGUGCUUUUACUGAACUCGUGGAGUGCCAACACGAGCACUUAUUGAGAGAUUGCGGUCAUCAUGCCGAUCAGUUCUUCCAGAGCCAAUUAGAAAGAAUGUCUGGGUCGCUCAUAAACGAACACUGUGCUCUAUUUACUCACGGCUCCAAUGCAUGCAUUUUCAAUCAAAACAAUGGAGACAGUGUGCUUUCAAAGGAUUCUAUUGUGUAUCAACUAUUCAUUAUCAUUGCUGCUUUUGUUACUGCACUAUUGUUUUUUAUUCAGCGAUGACAUUAAAAUAAUAUGUUUUUCUCUAUACAUGUCAUAAAUUAUUUUGAAAAA
Stegodyphus dumicola is the source of this 705-nucleotide messenger RNA. RefSeq lists its product as uncharacterized. The record is from RefSeq and is a predicted model, not a curated record. Lineage: Eukaryota; Metazoa; Arthropoda; Arachnida; Araneae; Eresidae.